Prosopis cineraria is the source of this 937-nucleotide messenger RNA. Its product is annotated as thioredoxin Y1, chloroplastic. Bases 131 to 652 code for a protein of 173 amino acids. NCBI's taxonomy places the organism in Eukaryota, Viridiplantae, Streptophyta, Magnoliopsida, Fabales, Fabaceae. The transcript has 4 exons. Gene Ontology annotation, molecular function: oxidoreductase activity, acting on a sulfur group of donors, disulfide as acceptor; protein-disulfide reductase activity. Gene Ontology annotation, cellular component: cytoplasm. The record is from RefSeq and is a predicted model, not a curated record.
UUAGCCGGCUUCGGCCAUCAUCUAACUUUCUCGCCAGCCGAAGUAGCCAAGCAGAUAUUUUCUUUUUCGGACCAUCCAAAGAUACGCCGUUGAAGGUAUCUUCGAGCUCCAAGCUUUUCGUUACUUUUCCAUGGCGGUCUCGGUUUCGUCGUCCGCGAUUCCUUCUUUGAAUUCGGAACUUGCCAUUUGUUUAACCACUUCUUCUCACUCGGCAAAAUUAUCUUCCCCUGCGUCGCUGCAGUUUCCUGUGCGGACCCAGCUUCUUCGAAUUGGCGGCCUUGGGUUGUUCACUCCCUCGCGGCCUCGAAUCCUUCCUUUGGUUAAAGCAAAGAAGCAAACUUUUUCUUCUUUUGAUGAUUUGCUUGCUAAUUCAGAAAAACCUAUCUUGGUUGACUUUUAUGCAACCUGGUGUGGUCCUUGUCAAUUUAUGGUUCCCAUACUGAAUGAAGUAAGCACUCGGCUUAUAGAUAAGAUACAGAUAGUGAAGAUUGAUACUGAAAAAUAUCCUAGCAUCGCUGAUAAAUACAGAAUUGAGGCAUUGCCUACUUUCAUCAUCUUCAAGGAUGGGAAACCCAUUGAUCGCUUUGAGGGAGCGUUAACUGCAGAUCAGCUCAUGGAACGCAUAGAAGCCGGUCUCAAAGUUAAGCAAUAACACUAGGUAACCGGCAUUUAUACCCAAUAUUUAGACACCAGUUUUACAGAAAUCGGAAUCACUCACCUCCACGGUCCUUACUAUUACUCAUUUAACCUUUUUCUUUUUCUUUUUCUUUUUGGGAUAGAGGGCUCUAAUGCAGUAUUGUUUUUAAAAAAAUUGGGACUUGAUUGUUGUAACGUAUAUUAUUACAAGUACUGAACUUGAGAACUAGUCUCAAUUUUUUGGCAUGUUACUAUACUUUUGCUUAAAUAAUGGCAUGGAAAAUUCUCGAGGAAAAUGAAA